GGGUGGGGGGUUUCACUUCCGGGACGGUGUUCCGGCCCAUUCCGGCCCAUUUCCACCCCCGGAGCUCUCACCCCUCCAGUGCCGACGGUAAAGAAAGACUUUACUCCAGGGGCUUCCUUCUCACUGGGGAAUUGCCGGAAAAAGCAAACAAAAAAAAGGCGCUGGUGUAGGCUCCAAAAUAAACAUCUGAAUUCAUGAUGGCAUCGACAGUGGCUCUUAUUGGAUUAAAAGUUUCAAAACAAACAAAAACGCUUUGGAAAAAGCAGGGUUGAAUGCCUGCCUGCACCCUCAGGCACGACCAUGGAGAAAGGUGGGAACAUACAACUGGAGAUCCCUGACUUCAGCAAUUCUGUCCUGAGCCAUCUAAACCAGCUGCGUAUGCAGGGCCGUCUCUGUGAUAUCGUGGUCAAUGUGCAAGGACAAGCUUUUCGAGCUCACAAAGUGGUACUGGCUGCCAGCUCCCCCUAUUUCCGGGAUCACAUGUCCUUGAAUGAGAUGAGUACUGUCUCCAUCUCAGUCAUCAAGAACCCUACUGUUUUUGAACAGCUCCUUUCUUUCUGUUAUACAGGGCGAAUCUGCCUGCAACUAGCAGAUAUCAUCAGCUACCUGACAGCUGCCAGUUUUCUGCAGAUGCAGCAUAUUAUAGACAAAUGUACACAGAUCCUGGAGGGCAUUCACUUCAAAAUUAAUGUGGCUGAGGUUGAAGCAGAAUUAAGUCAAACAAGGACAAAGCAUCCCGAGAGACCUCCAGAGUCUCACAGGGUUACACCAAAUCUAAACCGCUCCCUUAGCCCACGACACAGUGCCCCAAAGGGAAACCGGCGGGGCCAGGUUAGUGCAGUGCUCGAUAUCAGGGAGCUUAGUCCUCCAGAGGAGUCCACCAGCCCUCAGAUAAUUGAACAGAGCUCUGAUGUAGAGAGCCGGGAGCCCAUUCUUCGGAUCAACCGAGCAGGACAGUGGUAUGUGGAGACAGGAGUAGCAGACCGAGGGUCCAGGAGUGAUGAUGAAGUUAGGGUACUUGGAGCAGUACACAUCAAAACUGAAAAUCUGGAGGAAUGGCUUGGGCCUGAAAAUCAGCCUUCUGGAGAAGAUGGAAGUAGUGCAGAGGAGGUCACAGCCAUGGUGAUUGACACCACAGGCCAUGGGUCUGUGGGACAGGAAAAUUAUACUUUAGGGUCUUCAGGAGCCAAGGUGGUUCGACCAACCAGCAGUGAGAUUGACAGAUUUAGCCCCUCUGGCAGUAUUGUUCCCUUGACAGAGAGACACAGAGCCAAAAGUGAGUCUCCUGGGAGAAUGGAUGAGCCUAAGCAACCUAGUUCCCAGGUAGAAGAGUCAGCAAUGAUGGGAGUAAGUGGCUAUGUGGAAUAUCUCCGAGAGCAGGAAGUAUCUGAGAGGUGGUUCCGGUACAACCCACGUCUCACCUGCAUCUACUGUGCAAAAUCUUUCAACCAGAAGGGGAGCCUGGACCGCCACAUGCGCCUACACAUGGGCAUCACACCGUUUGUUUGCCGCAUGUGUGGCAAGAAGUACACUCGGAAAGAUCAGCUAGAGUAUCAUAUCCGCAAGCACACAGGCAACAAGCCCUUUCACUGUCAUGUUUGUGGCAAAAGUUUCCCCUUCCAGGCCAUCUUGAAUCAGCACUUUCGCAAAAACCACCCCGGCUGUAUCCCCCUAGAGGGGCCUCACAGUAUAUCCCCUGAAACAACUGUCACAUCUAGAGGACAAGCUGAGGAAGAGUCACCUUCACAGGAAGAGACAGUUGCUCCUGGGGAAACCGCCCAGGGCUCUGUGUCUACCACUGGGCCAGAUUGAAACAUAGAGGGGGAGGGGGCAGACCCUCUUCCCCUUUGGGCCGUAAGCUGCCAGCAUCAGGGCCACGGGCUGGUACUUAGAUUCACAAAAUGCCACAUCACUAGACCGGAAGAUGCUCCCAAGAUGUUGCCAAACUAGAGGAUCAGCAACAUACACAAAAGCACUAAAGGUUCUUCCCCUUCUUCCCACCUCACACUUUGGAAAAUAAUCAAGCAAAUCAACUUUCUAAUUCAGGGAUCAACAGCCUUGGUUUGUUAACUUUAUAAGAAAUUUUUUAACAAAACAAUGAUAAGUGGUGAUUUAUCUACGUCAUGUUUGAAUACUGUACUUUGGUUCAUAUCAUCAUGGUGGCUGUAUUUGCCUAGCUCUAAAAAAUGCAGCAGGAGCCUUGGUCAUCUGAACCAGCUGCCACAAGAAAGGAAGUAACCAAUAUGGUGAUGAUGAGGAGGAAUUUCUCCUGUUCCUUCCCUGCCAGAACAUGCAGUUUCACGUUUCAAGAAAAAAGAAAAAAUCCUAGUGGUCCUUGUUUUGAAAGGUUAGACCUCAUCUUUGCCCUGACUAAGGCACCUGGUACUUUGCCUGAUUGUUUCACAUAAGCAGCCAUCUUGGAGCAGUGUUCUGGUGGGUGACAUCGCCUGAAGCACUUUAGGCAGCAGGAAGUGACAUGUACGGUAAAGUCUUCGCAGUAGCUACUGUGCAUUUUAGAGUACCUGUUGUCUUCAGAAAGAGGUGUUCCCAGUAGGUACUGUGCAUUUUAAAGUACCUAUUUGACUUCAGAAAGAGGGGAGCAGGGAAGGAAGUGUUUUUGUUUUGCAAAUAUCGAACAGCACAGAGCCAAACUGCAACUUUCUGAUUGGUGUUUGUAAACCAUAGUGCUCAUAUAUCUUUGGGUGUUAAGGAAAUGGCUCUAGUCCAGAUGAAUCAAUGUGUUAGGCUGACUACCAAAGUUUCAUCCUAUCUCUUCAGCUAGUUUCACAUAACAGCAAUAUUGUACAUCAAAAUAUCACUUUCCAGUGAAAUGAGCCUGGAUAUUUUUAAAUCCACAGGUGUCCAUAUUUGAUAACUUUUAUAUGAAGUUUUAAACACAUUUUUUCUGCAAUAUUGUGGUUGAAGAAAUUCAACACUGAUUCUCAACCACAAUUCCAUUUCCUUCAACAUAUGGAAUAGUUUAUAUUUUCAGUCCUAUAGGAGAACCUCACUAAAUCUGUCUCAUGUCUGCAAACCUAGUAAUUCAUAAACUAACCACCAGCAAGUUGCUGGUGACUCCAAGAGCUUUGCUUUUUAAUAAUACACUACAGGGCAUUUACCAGAGAACAUCAUGCACAAUCACGUUGCAAUAAAUGAUCAGCUUUGAUCAGGUUUGGUUACUUAAUCAUUCCUAAGAUUUUUAAAACUUUAAGGGACCUUUUUGGUAAUCUGGGUAUUUCUGAGAUUCUUAAUCCAGCAGAGAAUCAGAAAGAACUUACCAAAUAUAUAGAGCUUUAGAUGCCCUGUCCGCAUGCGGAGAAUAAAGGAGGAGUAUUAAAGGAUGCAAGCAAGUAGAUGCUUACAAGUUACAGUGCAAAUAGAAAAGAGAAAAAUCUCUAGCUUCUCUUAAUUGAUCAUUAAUGUUAAAAGUAUUAAAAUAUAUAGUUUAAGAAAUUGUUUUGGUGCUGAGGCAUAGAUGAUUGUAUAGAUUAAGGAGAAGGGCUGAGCCAUUUGUGAGAUUGUCAUAAUGUGCUCCCUUCUUCAGAAUGCUUUGUGGUAUGUAGAAAGGUGGAUAGAAAAGAAGCGUUUCUUUGAUGAUAGAACGUUAGAACACAAAGGGUAACUCUUAAGCUAAGAAUUGCACAUAAUUCGUAUAGGCUACACAGUAUCACUAGAGAAAGUUAUUUUCUUUCUUCUGGGAAAACAGAAACAUGUCUUUCAGUAGGAAUGUAAUGCUACCAUUUGAUAAGAGGCUACCUUUAAGGUAGUGUUGAAGCUGUGGGAGACAUAGAUUGGGGCAUUCUCUAGUUGGGCAACAGCCUGAGAGUAAAAACUGUCACCUAGAGCCUUCUUAGGGACCAGCAGUGCUCUGUGCCAUAGAAAUAGUGGAGUUGGAAUUAGGCUGAAAUCUCUAGGGAAACAUUUUAGUUAGUAAUCAAGGCUUUCAAUAGACAAAUUUUGGCAUUAGUAAUUAGGCAAGGAGGUGAGAAUACAGAAUAUGUUGCUUUAGAUGGAGCUUUGAAGCCUACCAAAAAAUUUUUCAAGUCCAUCUACUUUUGAAAAGUAGUAUACUGGAAAGUUUUUUUUAUUGCUUUGCUUGUUUCUUAUAUUUUAUGUGGAAAAACAGCUUUUUAAACUAUUACCAAAUUUUAACGGUGAAGUGCAGUAAUUUCUGUAAAGGGAGACUUUGCAGCAUUUGUCAGCACUCAAUCUAGGUUUAGCAGCAAAAAUUGAAGUGCUGUGCCUAUAUGUUGGGUUCUCCCCACACCCCUUCAUUCCCCUCCCAAUGGUUUUUUGCUGUAUUGAUAUUGUGAAUAGAAUGGAGUGCUUCCAGUGCACAAUCACAUUUGCUGGUUCUAUCCUCUUAAUUGACCUAGCCUGAAUCCAUGAAAUCCAUGAAAAUUCAAGCCAGGCUAACUGUUUUAAAGUUUCUGAAAGUAAUUUCCCCAUUUUAGGUAGGAAGAGAUACUACUUUCUAAAUAAUUAUCCGAUUCCCAUCACUGUGACAUUGUCCUAGUUCUUAGCUAACAUCACUGUAGGGGCAUAGGAGUUAGUAGUAUUCUGUCUGCUCUAAUGAAUAGCUGUAUUGGUGUGUGCACAGAAGAUACCUCUCUUAAGGUUAUACUAAAUGGACUUUAGCAAAUGCUAAAAACUCAUUACCAAAUCUUAACUUGCACAUGUCACCUUGUGGAGGGAACUGCAUUAACAGAGCUAAAUCAUCAUCAUUAAGUGCUUUAAUGCUGUGAAACAGCAAAUAAUGGGACUGUUUCCAUUCAUUGAGUGGCACUUAAUAGCAAAGGAGCUACCUACUAUUCGCAGCAUAAGAAGAGAGAUGGCAAUAUAGUAAUCUUUUAUUCUAAGCAAAAUCUUUUACUCUGAACUCUGAUAAGCAGUAUAAAAUACAGCGUUGGCCUAACAGUAGCACUGUACUUAAGCAGAAAGGCUCUUUCUAAUGACUUGUUCUCACUUUACUCAGAACCAUAUUUACCUCUGAACUGAGUUGAGUUUUAAAGUUGCAAACUACCCCCAACCCAUUUCCUUAUACCAGGUAGUUAAAGAUAAUCUUGAAUAUGUAAAAAUAAAUUAGUUCCCAAAGGAUAGAUAUUGGAAAGGAAGGGCUAUAGCAUUAAGGAAAGUUUUCUUGUUCCUUUGUUUUCAGAAUUUUUAAUGUUUCUGAUUCUGUCUUCACCAGUGAAACUGGGUCUUCCAAAAAUGGUGUUUCAACAGAAAUAACCAUUUUCCCUCUAACUUCAUAGUUGAAACUUAGCCUUGAUUGGACGUGUCUGAUGGGAGAGUGAAAUAGUGAACUUCAUACUCAAUUGCUGAGUCCCCUUUCAUCAAGAAAUAACUUUUAAAUUGUUUGGCUUUUACUUGACACUGAUUGUGUUUUUCUUAACUGGUGAAAACUACAUUUUGUUUGACUAGGAGAUCUAAUACAAGAAACAAAAGCUGUGAGUAAUGGAAAAGACAUUAAUUGAGCAGAGACAAAAAGCUUAAUUAUAGUGAGAAAGCAUUUAAUCAGAAGGGAGUUGCAAUCCUGGAAGUUUUCCUUUUUCAUAUUCAACAGAUGUGUUUUUUCUUUUUCAAAAUGUCCUUAUCAGUGUUCUCAGUUGUUCAAAAAAUAAGCGAUGGGUCUUUAUUGAACUUCAGCCUUUGAAAAUGGGGCCCUUAUGCCAUGUGGGAAACAGUGUAAAGUAUUUGAAAUACUUUGGUUACUGAGAUAUAGAAAAGGGGACUAGUGGUUAAGUCAGGUAAAUCCCUAAAUUUGAGGGGCUCCCCCUUAGCAAAGUAUAUUUCUAGGAUUUAUGGAUUAGAUCUGCCUUGGCAAACUGUAGUCCCCAAUCCAAAUCCUGAGGCCACCUGUUUGUAUAAAGGAAGUAUUACUGGAAUAGGGCCACACCUGUUCAUUUAGGUGUCAUUUGUGGCUACUUUGUAUUCUAAUGACGGAGUGGAAUACUUGUGACAGAGACCACAUGGCCUGCAAAGUCUGAAAUACUGUCCAACACUUGAUGCUCAGAACUUGCCAAUACCUGAAGUAGAUUUCAAAGAAUUCCCUCUCAAAUGUGUUGGUCCUGCCAUUUCACUUUUAUAGUAGUUGGGUUGAGGUUGAUAUAGAUAUAUGUGUCACAUAUGCAUAUAUGCGUAUAUAUAUGCAUCAAUUUCUUGAAAGAGUUUGCCAUCCUUUUCGAGAUCCUUUUUUCAUAAUGCUCUGUGCUCCUUAUGAUUCUCAUUGUCUAGAAACAUUUAGAUAGGAUUUAUGAUUCAUUCUUGCCUUAAAGGUGCAUUAAUUAAAGGUAAAUUAAAUUUAAAGAUAAAGUCUAGAAUAGUGCUUAUAGAUGUAACAAAAUGAUUCUUAAAACUAAUUCCCAUGCAUAGUAAUGUAUACUUAAGUGGGUACCAUGUUCACAUAAAAUACUAUAAAAAAUACAUUUUUGUAAGUAAAUUUGCCCAUUCCUCUGAGUCUGCUUGAACUGGUUUGCAUAAUGAUGGCAAGAAUGAACAUAUUCCUGCUAGAUUUAAAACUCUGUUAUGAAUAGGUGGUUUGAUUCUAACCCAAAGUACUGCUUUCCUAGAUUAGAAACCUCUUCCUCUUCCAUGUACUAUAAAUCUUUUCAUUUCAACUUCCUCAAGUAAACUCAUUCAUGUGGAGUAGUAAAAAGCCAGACCUUCCUUAUUCUUUAUGAAUGUCUUAAAACAUAAUGAAACAUCUGGGAUUUCAAAUUCUUCUUAAACUGAUCACCCAAUUUCUGCUCUGUUUGUAAUUUUUCUAAAUCUGUAUUGGUCCAAAUUAUACUUGCUUUGUGAAUGCUCAUUUGUGCCUAGUGUUCACAUUAGCUUAUUUAUACCAGAUGUGGAAGAAAUGGAAACUGUUAGGGUGAUAAAUAGCAUUCCUUGCAAGAGGAGAAUGUCACUGCACCCCAUUUGGCAAUAGUGCAUGGAUUUCUGAUUUAAAUGUAUUUACCCAGAUAGUGUUCUAAACUGAUACAAUAAGCCAAUUUGAUUCCUACUUUGUUGUGAGCUCUACAAACACAGACUAGUUUGGAUGAGUGACCUAGCCUCUUACAGAGCACCCCUUCACUAGGCAUUUUAUUCUUAAAGUUGCCUUUAUCUAAGUUGGAUAUUAGUGUGUUCAUGACAUACUGGUGAGUAAUUGAUAAUCUUCAUCUGUAAGGUUCCAGAAUAUCUGCCUAGGUUAGAUCUGCCUUAUUUUAGAGCACUUUUACUCGUAGUAAUAGUGGGCUCUUGAGAUUUUGGAGUGUUGCUUUUCUGCUUAACUUGGGAUUCUGAUUAAACUGGGAUAUAGGAUUUAUAAAAGAAAUUGAACUAGGGAACCCAGGGAAUCAUUCGUCUGCCUGCAACUCUAUUUGAUAGAUGUCAUUUAAAUAUGAGUUAAUUGAAAACAGUGAAGUUUGCAAGCAUUACUUGAUAAUUACCAAACUUAUUUUUUGCCUUUCUUGCCUUCAAUCUCUUUACCUGUUUUCAGUCUUAUCCUUAAGUUAUGCUAGUCUUUUUGCUUUUCAGUAAGUAGGCUUUCUUGCUCAGGACAAGCCAAAGUUAGAUGCUGUGAGUACAGUUGACCCUUGAACAUUGAGAGGAUUGGGAUACCAAACCCAAUAGUUGAGAAUCCACGUAUAAUUUUUAGUUGAUGUGCUGUAAUUGAGGAGUCAAUCAACCAACAAUGCAUUUGGAUGAACAUGUGAAUGUGUAACGGGGCACCACAGUGUAACAGAGGGCUGCAACCCUGUUACAAAUGCAGAACUUGCAGAUGAAAGUGUCCACAUUUCAAGUCUAUGUUCUUCAGGGUCAACUGUACUUUGAAACACCUGACUUAAUUGCAUUCCAUAAAAUGUAAUUAUUGAAACUAACAUUGAUAUCAAGGCCUGAAAGAUAUCUGAACAGACUAUACAAUUUUGUUAUGACGGCAGACUGUCUUUUCCCUCAACUCUGAGGAACAGCAAUAACUGAGAUAGCAAGUACUACUUGAAAUACAUGUUAUCUUCACAGAGGGUACAUAUGUAAAUAAAUUUCUUCUAUCUUCCCCAUUAUCUAUAUAAUAAAUACCUCCCAUCUUAACACAGUUAAGAAAGGCCCACUAGUUCAAAUAGUGGAAGCUUUAAACAACAAAGCUAAGUUUUAAAGACAGCAGUAAAGGAAAAAAUAUUUUUUUUUCUAAUGCUUCUUUCAUGUCUACUCAUUAAGUCCUCUUGAGGAGGCUAGAAUUUACCUUCCAGUUAAGAGGAAUAUAUGUGCAGCCUCUCAUGGCCAACAGCACAAUUGAACAUACUGUGAAUCUUACAAUUUGAAUUAAUCCAUGAUGCCAGAAGUCAAAGAAUCUCAUGGGGAGAUGUUUUCUAGUCAGUGAAAUCACUUAUCUUAAGUGAUAGGUAGUUUACAGGAAAAUAUGUUACAUUUGAUAGCAGACAGUGCGCUUGAGGUUUAUAAAACACUGAUUUUAGCCAUAGUUUGUAUGUGACUUUUCCUGUACUGGAAAAGUUCUGGAUGUACGCUUUUUAAAGCCUGCAGUUUUCACUGAAGAGAUAAAAUAUCAAAAUGAAGGGGACAGAAUUAAUUGUACUAAUUGCUUUAGUGACAUAAUUGCAGUUAAUCCUCAAAAAUAGUUCUAUGAGAUAAUAACUGUACAAUUGAAAAUAGCGGAUCUUUUUUGAAUAUCAACUGUGGGCCAGGCACAGUCCUGUUUGUUCACAUCUGAUGACUAUCUAAUCCUUAUGUGACAGUUCUGUUAGGGUUUUGACUGUUGUCAUCCUCAUUCUACACAGAAAAAACUGAAACAGGUUAACCCAGGCAGUCUAACACUAGAAUUGAACUUUUAAUAAACUAUGUUGCCUUUAGUAGGUGUUAGUAUUCUACAUUUUAUAGCUAAGGAAAAUUAUGAACCCAAGGUUACACAAUGGAUAAAUUGCAGAACUAGUAUUUGCCAAUCUGAUUCCAGAAUCCAGACUCUCUCCAGUUUAUAAUAUUGACUGUUGACUUCCAGGAGUUGGGGUGAACUGGAACAUACAAUACUCAGUAACAGUAACAUAACUGCUUGUAAUGAACUUUUAAUUCAAGCAUAGAUAAUCAAAAGAUUCCUUUAACAGAAUGUAGUUGAACUCUGAGCAGACAAUGAAUGGUGAAUAUUCCCUGGAGGCAAUGCCUACUGCUUCAGAAGUGUUAUCCAUUUGUUAGGUCUAAUUGUGAAUGAGUUGCUACCAAGGCAAAAAAUGAAAGAGAGCAUUCCAGUUAUCUAGUGCUGUGUAACAAACUACCCUAAACUUUAGGGACUUAAAACAACUUAUUGAUGUUGUGAAUGAGAAAUUCAGGAAGAACUCCUCUAGACAAGUCUCUUGCUCUCUGUGAUUACCACUCAGGUCUCUUGGGGUAUUCAGAGGUGAUUGGACAGUUCUGGACUGUCCAAUAUGACCUCACUCUCAUGCUGACUUCCUGGUGUGGAGGCCUAGAAGGUUUACACUCAGCAGGGGUCUUCUUGCCUCUCUGUGGAGUUGCAGGGACUCUGUGGUCUCUCCAUCAGGAUAGGUGGACUUACAAGAGGACAGCCCAGGCCUCCAAGAGGCUGGGCAGAAGGUGCCAGUCCUCUCACAGGACAAGUAUAGAGCUGACAGUCAUUGCCAUAGACUGUUGAUUAAAGUCACAGGUCCCAGAUUCAAGAAGCAUUACCACUUGAUGGAAAGUAUGCAAGGAUUUGGAGCCAUUUUUAAUUUGUUGUAGGUAAUGUUAGGGUUUUUUUUUUUUUAUUUAUCUUGACUAAUAUGUUCAUUUAGGUCAGUUGUUUGUGCCAUUGAAACCAUUUAUUAUAUGUAAAGGAGCCAGAAGAAGAAUGAAACAAAUACCUGGAGUAGAUUUCAUUAGCUGCCUGCCCCCUGAGUUUCAUUUAUCUUAUUGCAAAAUGUCCAGUUUUACUUUUGUUCUGAGUUGUGUACACUUGCAUGUUUUGUUUUUUGUUUUUCUGUGAAGCCACAGUAACUAUAUAUAUGCUGAGCCAGAAAUACUCUAGCGGGAAUCAAAAGCCUACUGUUACAGAACUUAGUUUAUUAAAGAUAUCACCUGUAUUUUAAGUUUACAAAUAGGUGAAAACUCCUGUGGUAUGGGACAUUAUAUGGCUACUAAAUCUCUUUCAACAGGAGUUUCUUUUGCAUGGUGAGAUUAAUGAUAUUCUUUAGAAAAUUUCAAGUUUUGCCUGCUUAUCCUACUCCCUUCUCUACUACUAACCAACCACACUGCCUCUAGCACAACUGUGCUAGAUAGAUGAUAAGUAGGUUCAUGCCAUUUUUAUUACCUUUUGUAUGAAAAAAUCCAUUCCCAACUUUACAUGUUGUUCAUCUUUUAAAAUUAAUAAUUGGUACAGCGUCUCUUACCUAAAAUAACAACUCUUUGAGGUUCUUUGAUUUUUGGCUGUAUUUGUCAGAUUUAGGAUGCUUUAUUUAACUUUUUGCUGUCUUCUAAUAAUUAGACUAUUACCGUCUUCAGAAUAGGGCAGAGAAAUUCUGUACUAAAAAGUGAUCACACUGAAAUCAGUACAAUUUGAUAGGGGAAAAAAAAACCAGUUUGAGAUUAUCCAUCCAUUCCAUGUGCAGAGAAUUAGCUGUGAGGGCUUCUUCCUGGUUAGCCCUAGUUACCAUAUAAUUAGAUCUCUGUUCCUAGGUCAGGUUCCAAGAAUUGCAAAUACAGAAAAUAAAAGGGGUUCUCAGGGUCAGAAACGUAAUUUAGGGCUCUACAAAAUGCUGGGACAGGAAAAAGGUAUUUUUCUCUUUGGUAUUUGUAGUUGAAUAACUAGGGAUGGAUUGUUUGAAGCAUGUAGGAAUCAAGAUUAAUUGGAUUUUUAUCAUGUACAGAUUGGGGCCAAUUUUAAUGACUAAAACUAAAUGAGCCUGAACAUUUUCUUUUUGAGCCACAUUUCUACUCUGGUGAACUUUAAAGUCUACCCUUUGUGAGAGAGAAAGCCUUUGAAAAUAUAUUCCCAGGGAAUGAAAAGUCACAUGAUAAUCUAUGGAGAUGUCUGUUUUCCUGUUCUUUACAUCUCUUUGGACCCUCCUUUAGAUUCUCGGUGACUCUUAAGUUUGAAGUCAUCCAGUGGUUGCAUGAAAAUUCAGUACUAUGAUCUUGAAUUGUAAAUGGGGACAAAAUCAGAAGGAUGGGAACUAGUAGGUUGACAGAAUAUUUAUUCUUCAGCAUCUCAAGUCUAAACCAUUACAAGCUAAUCAUAGCAAUCUGAGUGAAUAGAAAUUUCUUAAGGUUUAGAUUUCUGUUCUUAGCUACAUCUUAAAGCAGAUGUUUAUGACAUAUUUGAAGAUGAUCUACUGAGUUUCCUUUAAAGCAAUAGAAUCCUAACUUUAGUGGUUCUUCAAGAACUACUGCAGAAACAGAAUGACAACACAGGGAACAAACCGUAAAAAUGUGUUUCCUCUGGAAGCCAAGAUGCUAAACAGGUCACUAAGAGUGUGACUAAAAUCCACCUCUAGAGUGGCUAUCUGAGUCAGAUAGCAGAAAUAUGUAGAAUUUAUAUGGUAUUUCUGAUAUUUUUACAAAAAUAAUUUUAAAUCAUGUAACUUGAAGUUUAAAAAAAAAAUGAGCCUGUUUUCUUUUUGGAAAAUGGGCCCAAUAAAAAUAACACUAAUAUAAUUCAAUUGUAUAUGCAUGUGCAUUGGACACAGAGUGGUAUACUAAAGAUAGUUCAUGCAAAUAACUUUUGUGAAAAGUUUGACUAUUUUCUUAAUACCUUUCUUCAUAAAUGUAUGUUUAUAAAUAUAUUUACUCAUCCACUAUGAUCUUGAUAGCUUAGAAGCAUUUUGGUAGCUGUAUCAUUUGAUUCUAAAAAUCAGAUCCCUAGCAUAGUAGGGUAGGAGAGCUUUUUGUCGCUUUGUUUGUAUUUUAGCAAAGAAAAUUAUUUCUUGCACUUUCUAUUUAUAAAGAUGUUAUAACACAUUGCACCCACUUAGUGCAUCUGUUCAUUAGAGACAAAAGAUGUAGGUCUUAAAGUGAAAUGUGUGUUUAAAAACCUGGUGAAAGGAUGGACCUCAAAAAAACAAGCUUGGCUUUGAUCCACCUGAGAAGGGUGGGGUAAAAUAUACAGUUUAGAUUGAAAAUAGCUUUUGGGCUAGGUGUGCAGUUGCUGCAGGUUGCAGUAUUGUGAGUUGCCAGCUGUAUGUAUGUGAUUUCAUGUAUGUAUGUGAGAAAAAGGUGUUUGAUGAAGGCAGAUAAGUCAAUGUAGACCACGCUACCUCCCAUUAAAGACUGAACAUAGUCCGAGAUCGCCCUGUAGCCCCUGGGGCUGGAGGCUGGAUUGCUCAGUCUCGGUCCACCCCAUUCUCUUUUGUACUCCCUUCAGCAUCUCUACCUCUGAGCACUUGGCUGAAGAGAGAGUAUAGUUUUCUGUAGCAAGCAAAGUUAGACCUAAAAUAUUAAGGCUGCAGAUCUAAAUUCUUAUCAUGUUCAAAUGUUAACGUUUGAUUUGGUUGCCCAAAUCAAACUGGCAGAACACUUGGGUUUAAUGCUUUUAUCCAUUGGUUCUUGUUUGGCGGUAGUAGCCAGAGGAAAUGGAGGCUUUCUGUUUAUUUUUAAAGAUGCACCCAACUGCUUUUAAUGAUGUGAAAAAUUGUUUGAAUCCUGAAUUCAAAUUUUUUCAUUUGCGGUCCAUUUUUGGAGGACUGGAAUAUUAGUCACAUUUUUACUAUACCGAAUCUUCUGCCAGUACCUUGCCAUGCAUGGAUUUUUGGAUGACCUGACUUGCUUUUUGUCACUCCAAAAAAAGAUAUUCCUGUUUUUAAUGCAGAUUCUGUUAUAGUAGUUAAGAUGUCCUUGCUUGAAUGUUGUGUCAGGAAAUUCAUUUUCAGUAGUAAAAUGCCGCUAGGCAGACCACUUACUCUUCAAUCCAGUUGUAGCACUCACUGACUUGCUAUUUGGGGCACUAGUACACUGGGCCAAUCAGGUUACCUACCUUUUGAACACUUGUUACCGCUGAGGAAUGAUUGUUUAGAGAUAUCACGGAAUGCGUCGCGCCUUUUCAUCUUAAUGCACUGGCAGGUUAUAAUGUCUAAACAAGGAUUCUUUGGUUAAGAGUGAAAAUGAGAGAUGAUCCAUUUUUUCACUUUUAGAGGUUGGCAUCUGUACUUUAGGUAUUAGCUGAUAAAUACUUACUUUCCAGGUGAAUGGGCAGGGCAAGUGAGCAUGCAGAUAAUGUGAAAUUCCAAAUAAUUAGACAAGCAUUACUCAGAGGUGACAACUGAUAUAUAACUUCUGCCACAUUACGGUAUGAAUGAGGCAGUAAAACCAUGUGAAUCUAUUCACCACAGCUGUUUUUUUCCUAAGUAUAUAAUAAUUCUUAACCCGUAAGCUAUGCUGUAUUCUAGACUCAGGAAUCACCUCCUGCUUAGGCACAUUCUUCCCUCUGACUUAUCUUUUGUUUGUGCCAGGGUUUCUUCCUAUGCUGGUUUUACUAUAAUACCGUAACUUACUGUUGGUUUUGUGGCCUUUUAUGGCCAAAGUGAUUUAUUUAAAAAGAAGACAAGUCACAAAUGUAGAGGUUAUUUGAUUGCGGCAUGUUAAAAUGAUGAAUCUGGCUGGAGUGAACACUGGCCUUAACGCUUCCUGCUGCAGAGCCAGUUGACCUAAACCAGUAGUUCUCCAUCUUGGCUGUACAUUAGAAUCACCUGGAGCCCAUUCCAAGUAGUCAUAUUUAGUUGAUUCGCUGUGCAACCUGAGCUUUAAAAGCUCCUUGGAGGAUUCUAGUGGGCAGCCAGGGUUGAGAAUCACUGUCUAGGAGAUCCUUAGUGGUCUUUGGCAGGAUAACCUCAAUCUUGUUCUCUUUUUGUCAUUAGAUACCUUCAUAUGUAUUCCAGGCAUGACUCUGAAUUUAAAGCUUACAGUGGGUCAAGGCUCAGUGGUAAAGUGGAUCAUCUAGAGUGAUUCUGGAGAGAAAUGUUGCCAUCCAUCCACUUACCUCUCUAUACCAAAUGCAAAGUAUUAAUAAGUAAGCAAAACAGAUGUUCAAAGUCUGUUCUUGAGAAUCCUCUUUCCUUGGCUUAUGUGGUUUGAAUGGAAAUUCCUCAACUCUGCUGAAAUAGAGCCCUUGAACUUAUUAAAAGAGCCAAGCCCAAGCCUUCUGAAGUGAUUUCUAAUUGUCAAAGGAACAGGUAGCAUUGUUAAAGUUAAUGGAGAAAAAGAAAUCCUUUCUGGGGUGAUGGUUAUACAUUUAUUAUUCGUCUCUUAGCCUGUUUUCUAAGUGGGAUUUUAAUGUAAAGUGACUUUCACUUUUCCUUGUUUCCUUGUGAAUGAUAUGCACUAGCUAAAGCUUAAAUAUUUCUGAAUUUUAUAUAAAAUGUGAAAUGAGUCAUUUUAGCAUCUUUGCUCCCAGAUAUCAGAGUCCUAACCCAGGAAUUCCCAAAUGAGGUUCCCUAUCUUUUAUUCUUUCCACCCCAGGCAGUUAAGGUACCUGCACAUGGCAACUUCACACAGGUUAAUGGGAAGGGGAGAACUGUUUGAUUAUCCUUAAAAAGUGAGAACCACUGUUCAAACUAGCUACCAAUGAUUUCUAAUUCAUGAAAUUUUGUUUAAAAGCACUUCAAAUGUAGCAGAAACUGCUGAGUGGAUUUUCAGCAUUAUACAAAUUUUUAUUCUUUGAUACUGAUAAUGUGAAUAUCAGACUGCUAUCAAAUAUCAAAAUAAUUAAAUUUCAAAUGAGUGGUGUGCUGGAGGAGAAAAGUGGGUCAAGAGAAAGAUUGGUUACUAUGAGGACUGAAUUUGCAUCAGGCUAUGAAGUUUUAUUAAAAUCACACUAAGGCAUGGCUAUUUGCUUAACAUGCUUUAGCAUACUUGCUACAAUGCCAGAUCAAGUGACUUAGGAAAUUGGUGAGGGCUUCUUAAUAUUGGUUGAAAUAAAAAAGCAGUAGUUUGGGGGACUUGUAAGCAUCCAGAGAAUAGCCCCUUUAUCGGGUUUCAUACUGAAGAACAUUUUGGAGUACUGUAAAAUAUUACAUUGUUGAGCUAUAUGCAGAUCAUACCACACUGGAUUUUAACAUUUUAAAGGGGAAAGUAGAGGAAAAGGAUGGGGAAGUAAUGGUAAAAGAUAAAUAUAUAAACAUGUACCAUAUUUUAAGUAAGGAAUGAAACAUUCCCUAUCAGAAAUUCUCUGUCAGGACUGUGAAGUUUAGUCUUUCUGCCCUACUGGGUUGGUUUGCUGAUUCCUCUUGAACGUUUAAGAAGUCCUUUCUGAAACAGCUAAACAAUUGCUUGUCUGACUGUAGCUUCUCCCCCUUUCCCCAUCCCCUACCCUCAACAAAAGAAAAACAUUCCCAAACUAGAAGCAAAAGAAGUGUGCUCCGUCUCAGUCCAUUAACUUUUCUUCUGCUGUAGUCUUUGAUCAGGUUUUUGCCUAUUGCAUUUUGUGAUCUAAUGCAGGACUUAAAUGAUGGUUCAGUCAGGAACCAGUGCUUCUCCUUUAAGAAAUUUUAGUAUCAGAGCUCUCAAUUUUUGGCAAGUCAGCAGAAGUGAGUAAAGGGAGAAAUAGAAGAGCACUUAAAUUUUCUGACUCCCCAUGAUUUCAGGUUGGGUCCCACUCAUGCUCUGCCCCUGAGAGAAGACUAGGGGUUCAAAGAGAGAAACGUCAGUGUAGCAGGAAUGUGGUUUCCUUCAGACGGACAUAAUCUGAAAGAAAUCCUCCUAACUGUUUUCUAUGGUGCUUAUAUGGUGGGUGACAACUGUCCCCAUCUCCCUGUCCCUGGCACUGUGCCUUCCCACUGGUCACUGUGAAAAGCAGAUCACACUGGACUCAGAGGCCAGAAUCCAGGACAAGUUCCCCCUUCUCAUCUUGAGCCCAUCACUUCUUCAUGCAGCUGAUAAUGUAGCAUUUACUCCUCUUUGGAAAACUCUUGGGGUUGUCCCCCAAGAAACAGAAAAGCAUUUAAAGGAAAACAGAAAAAAAGAUUCUGGUGGUAGCUAUCAAAGUAAGAGAGUAUAGGAAAAUUUCACUUCCUCUCAGUUGAUAUUGAGAGAUAGCAACUAUGUCUCCUCUUUCUGAGUUUUUAAAGGCUACCAUAAUAUUUAUAAACAAGAAACAUAUGAACAUUUUUUCACAACUUCCUAAGGAUUCAUAUUAAACAGACAAUCAAUUUCUAAAAUGUUAUCCCUGAAAGGGAAUGAAAUAAGAGUUUUUAACUAUAGGAACCCACCAGUCUUUUUUUGUCCUUGGAAAAAACUAACAUUUGAGGUUUGUAUCUUUCAUGUUAAGCGAUUACUCCUUUAGUGAAGAUGCCUCAGAAGUCAGUGAGCCAGGAGGGCACUCUUGUCCUGUGAGGGUGCUGGGCUGGGCUGGUGCAUCUUACUUCCUUAGAGAAUAUCUGUUUUUAUUAUGACCUUAAUUAUAAAUACCUAUAUAUAGGAAUAGGAUUUUUCUCCGCCCCAACCCUCUUUUAAUCAUUAUCACUUAAGUGUAAACCAUACCUUCCCUCACCCCCCUUUUAUUGAAAAAAAAAAAAAAAAGAAGAAGAAAAAAUGCACUUUAAUUCCUAAGAAGAGUGGCUGUUCCUGGCCUUGAAGCCAGAUUACUUCAGGAGGAGAGUUGAGGAGGGAGAACUCCUGCCAGACCCUGUGAAAUGAACCAAAUUCUUUAAUGUAAUAGCAUCUGUUUUUAAACUGCCCCCUACCCCUGCCAAAGGGGAAAGGAAACAACUAAAAUGGACAAGUUCAAAAUACCUACCCUGAUUUUACAAGUUUCACUGGGAAAAACAUCCAAUAUUAAGCUAUUUGCUCAGCUCCCAAAUUAUGAGAAACUUCUGGGGUUUGUGGGAGGCCGAGAUUUUUUAAAAUUAAAAGAGGCAAGUGAAAACACACGCUAAAGUAGGACCCUGGUUUGUGUCAUUUCGAAGUCAUGACUUGUUCUUGCCCUUAAUAUGACAGGUAUUCUCAGUCUCUCCUCCUGUAGAUUCUGUCCUUCCCCUGAUGACAAGCCAAUAAUAGUUCUUGGUGGGGUUGCAUGUCUCUUAGAGCCCAGGAGCCCUGUUGUGUCGGGGGAGGGGGGAGGGCAGGUGGGUGGACAGAGACUGGGGUUGGGGGAGGGACAUUAGAGAAAGAGUGAAGAUAUGGGUUUAUAUAAACAUAUUUAAAGCAGUUUAGCAAAAGCUUUCUCGUUGAACAGCUUUAAGAACAAUGUGAAUGAAAUCUUAGCAACUUGGUUAGUAAUCUGAAAAGUCUAUAAAUGUAUACUUGAAAUUGUUUGUAUAAAAAUACAUUUUCCUCUUUAUUUUAACACUGUGUAAAAGAACAUUAUGCAUGUGAGUGGUUUGAGAAUUAAAUGA
Messenger RNA from Talpa occidentalis (Iberian mole), 17306 nucleotides. RefSeq names its product zinc finger and BTB domain containing 37 (gene ZBTB37). The transcript has 5 exons. Gene Ontology annotation, molecular function: DNA-binding transcription factor activity, RNA polymerase II-specific; protein binding; RNA polymerase II cis-regulatory region sequence-specific DNA binding. The record is from RefSeq and is a predicted model, not a curated record. NCBI's taxonomy places the organism in Eukaryota, Metazoa, Chordata, Mammalia, Eulipotyphla, Talpidae. Gene Ontology annotation, biological process: regulation of transcription by RNA polymerase II. The coding region runs from base 301 to 1812 and encodes 503 amino acids.